AUGGUGAUGAUGCUGGAGGUCGAGGAUGUGAUGAUGCAGGCCCGUCACCGAUGGAGCGACGACGUCGAGGCGAGACAGCGCAUAGAAGAGAAGAAAGAAGAGAGAAGAGAAGAGAAGAGGAGGACAGGAAGAAGAGAAGAGGCGAAGAUGCAGAGAAGAAGAAGAAGAAGCGAAGAUGUGAUAUCAGAAUCCGAAUCCGAGCCAGAAGCAAAAAGCAGAAGAAGAAGACUAAGAGAAGAGACUGAGAGUGACCCCUUUUUGCUUCUUCGUGGCUGCAGAAGAGAAGAGAAGAAGAAGAGAAGAAGAGAAGAAGAAGACGCAGCUCAGGGGGAGGCAAGAGAAGAAGAAAGACUUGAAGAAAGACUUGAAGACUUGAAGAUGGACUCGACUUUCUCUCUCUCUCGCUGUCAGUCAGUCUUCAGUCAGUCAGUCAGUUACUUCUACUCUUCUACUUCUCGUCUUCUACUUUAA
Trichophyton benhamiae CBS 112371 is the source of this 471-nucleotide messenger RNA. RefSeq lists its product as uncharacterized. Bases 1 to 471 code for a protein of 156 amino acids. Lineage: Eukaryota; Fungi; Ascomycota; Eurotiomycetes; Onygenales; Arthrodermataceae. The record is from RefSeq and is a predicted model, not a curated record. The transcript is spliced from 2 exons.